This is a messenger RNA of Knipowitschia caucasica, 345 nucleotides long. The record is from the annotation of a GenBank genome assembly. Lineage: Eukaryota; Metazoa; Chordata; Actinopteri; Gobiiformes; Gobiidae.
AUGACGUCGUACUCCAGCAGCUCUGCUCGUCGACCAGCACCGCCGCCCAGAUUGGUGAGACCAGAGGCCAGCCAUGAUACUCCUCCAGGUAACUCCGGACACCCCUCAAGUCGACCAGGAUACGGCCAGGACUCACUCAUCACUUCCACCACAUAUGGACAGAAAAUGGCUUCCCUGUCAAACUGUCUCAGCCGUUCCGCCAUACCUGGAUCCCCGAGCGCGGAUAUUCACCUGAUGAUGCAUUAUGCCGAUCAGGAGGCCGCUGCAGGGCUGGAGAGCUGCACUGGGCCGGGCGGUUUUAGAGGAGAGAGUGUUGUGACGGGAGCAGAGCUGACGACCGACUGA